AUGUCCUCCCCACCCCCCUACACUCCCUCAAACCCCCUAAAACGCACCAUGACCUCCCUCUCCACCCCCUCCGCCACAACCCCCACAAACACAUCCUUCCACAAACGCCCACGCAUGCACCCGCUCCGCCAAACCUCCUUCCCAACGACCAUCGACGACCCGCGCGCAGCACCCUUCAGCGCCGCAGCCAGUGACGCCGGCUCCGUGACGGGCAGUUUCACGGGGAGUCUCGAUGGGGCCUUUUCAGGCGUGGGUGGAGCGCAGGUGCCGAAGGGUGGGAAGAAGAGGGGGAGGAAGAGUAAGGCUGAGAAGGAGAGGGAGCGGGAACGCGAGCGGGAGGAGGGAAUUGGGAGGGUCGGAGAGGGGAGGGGGAGUGUUGACGUUGAUGGUGGAUCAGUGAAAGGGGGGGGAGGGAACACUGGGGGAGGAGGCGGUGGUGGUGGGAAUACGGGAGGGAAUGAGGAUGCGGAAGAGGAUGAGGAUUUUGAUGAUGAAGGGGAGUUGUUGGGACGGGAGGAGGGGGCGACGGAUAUUGAGGCUGAAAAGAAGAAUCUUGCUCUACUGGUCGACGCAUUUAACCCCCAGCAAUCAGAGCGAUACGAUUUGUUCAAACGAGCGAAGUUGAGGAAGGAAACUCUACGGAGAAUCGUCAACCAUGCGCUUUCGCAGUCUGUGCCAGCGAGUGUGGUUACGACUAUUAACGGAUUUACAAAGGUGUAUGCGGGAGAAAUCAUCGAAAAGGCACGGACGGUACAAGCGCAAUGGGCGGAUGCACACGAUCAAUCUGCGCGUGCUGAGUUCGAGGAGCAGCAGAAACUAGCAAGCUCGACUACGACUGAAAGCGACGCCGCGAUCAAACAAGAACCAGGGACGCAGCCUCAAUCCCAACGCGUGUUCGCUCCACCUCCGAAUCCGCAUCGCGGACAGUUGCUCCCGGCGCAUCUGAGAGAAGCAUUACGUCGGUAUAAGCGCGACGGCGAAGGCGGUGGUGUUGGUUUUUCGGGAUUGAGUAUGGGGAACCUCGGCGUGAGAGGGUCGGUUACUUGGAAUGCCGGAGGUGUUGGUGGACGGAGGAUAUUCAGAUGA
Aspergillus ruber CBS 135680 is the source of this 1086-nucleotide messenger RNA. RefSeq names its product transcription initiation factor TFIID subunit 11 family protein. Gene Ontology annotation, biological process: RNA polymerase II preinitiation complex assembly; transcription initiation at RNA polymerase II promoter. Gene Ontology annotation, cellular component: transcription factor TFIID complex; nucleus. Bases 1 to 1086 code for a protein of 361 amino acids. The transcript has 2 exons. Gene Ontology annotation, molecular function: protein heterodimerization activity; transcription coactivator activity. The record is from RefSeq and is a predicted model, not a curated record. NCBI's taxonomy places the organism in Eukaryota, Fungi, Ascomycota, Eurotiomycetes, Eurotiales, Aspergillaceae.